Molecule: messenger RNA, 1085 nt
Organism: Limanda limanda (common dab)
Lineage: Eukaryota; Metazoa; Chordata; Actinopteri; Pleuronectiformes; Pleuronectidae
Gene: gnb3a
Product: guanine nucleotide binding protein (G protein), beta polypeptide 3a
Exons: 8
Coding region: 1-1023 (340 amino acids)
Biological process (GO): G protein-coupled receptor signaling pathway
Cellular component (GO): cytoplasm; heterotrimeric G-protein complex
Molecular function (GO): signaling receptor complex adaptor activity; protein binding
Source: RefSeq, a predicted model, not a curated record
AUGGGUGAAAUGGAGCAAUUGCGAAAGGAGGCGGACAGUCUCAAAGACCAGAUCACUGCCGCUCGUAAGGCCGGGCAGGACACCUCGCUGCAGGAGGCGGUGGCUGGGAUCACCGUGGUGGGCCGUGUCCAGUUGAAGACCAGGAAAACACUAAGGGGUCACCUUGCCAAGAUCUACGCUAUGCACUGGGGCACUGACACCGUGCUGUGUGUCAGCGCUUCGCAAGAUGGAAAACUCAUAGUGUGGGACACCAUCACCACCAACAAGGUGAACGCCAUCCCCCUCAAGUCAUCGUGGGUGAUGACGUGCGCCUACGCACCCUCGGGGAACAUGGUGGCUUGUGGUGGUCUGGACAACAUGUGCUCCAUCUACAAUCUCAAGGGCAAGGACGGGAACGUCAAGGUCAUGCGUGAGCUGGCGGCGCACACAGGUUACCUGUCCUGCUGUCGUUUCAUUAGCGACAGUGAGAUCAUCACCAGUUCUGGCGACUGCACUUGCGUACUAUGGGACAUUGAGACAGGAACCCAAAAGACGGUCUUUGCAGGACACCAGGGAGACUGCAUGUCCCUGGCUGUGUCCCCAGACUUCAAGUUUUUCAUCUCAGGGGCGUGCGACUUCACCGCCAAGCUCUGGGACAUCAGGGAGGACGCCUGCAGGCAGACCUUCUCGGGCCAUGAGAGUGACAUCAACGCAAUUGGGUUCUUCCCAAACGGUAACGCAGUAAUAACCGGGUCUGAUGACGCUACCUGCAAGUUGUACGACCUGCGAGCAGACCAGGAGCUCAUCACCUACCAGGACUCCAGCAUCAUGUGUGGGGUGACCUCCCUGGCGCCCUCCGUGUCCGGACGCCUGAUACUGGCUGGCUAUGACGACUUCAACGUCAACAUCUGGGACACGCUGAAAGCUGAGAGAGUCGGAGUGCUGGCAGGUCACGACAACAGAGUGAGCUGCAUCGGAGUGUCCACCGAUGGAAUGGCGUGUUGCACGGGGUCCUGGGACAGCUUCCUCAAGAUAUGGAACUGAGGCCGUUCCUCACCAGUGAGCAGAGAGAGAGCAGUUAGACAUCUGCCGGGAGAGAAAUUGGA